Molecule: messenger RNA, 558 nt
Organism: Thermochaetoides thermophila DSM 1495
Lineage: Eukaryota; Fungi; Ascomycota; Sordariomycetes; Sordariales; Chaetomiaceae
Exons: 4
Coding region: 1-558 (185 amino acids)
Biological process (GO): protein targeting; tRNA import into mitochondrion; protein import into mitochondrial matrix
Cellular component (GO): mitochondrial outer membrane; mitochondrial outer membrane translocase complex
Molecular function (GO): transmembrane protein transporter activity
Source: RefSeq, a predicted model, not a curated record
AUGUCGUCAUCACCAAGUCCUGCCAUUGUUGCAACUGCCGCUGUCGCUACGCUCGCGGCUGGUGUUCUUGCCUAUGCCGCCUACUUCGACUACCAGCGGCGCCACAACGCUGAGUUCAGGAGACAGCUGCGUCGCAACGAGCGCCGGCAAGCGCGCGCUGAGAAAGAUCUGGCCGAGGCCAGCGCAAAGGCCCAGCGCCAGCGUAUUAAGCAAGCUGUCGACGAGGCCAAGGAGGAGGGCUUCCCCACCAGCGCUGAAGACAAGGAGGCCUUCUUCCUUGAGCAAGUCCAAGCCGGAGAGAUGAUGAGCGCUGAUCCCUCCAAGCAUCUUGAGGCUGCUCUCUGCUUCUACAAGGCCCUCAAGGUCUACCCGACUCCCGGCGAUCUGAUCAACAUCUACGACAAGACUGUCUCCAAGCCUAUCCUGGACAUUCUCGCCGAGAUGAUCGCUUAUGACUCCAGCUUGCGGAUUGGUACCGCCUACACGGGCCCCGCCGGCGUCGACGUGGCCGAUCUGAUGCGCGAGAUGGGCGCUGUCCCCGGUGUUGGGCUGGACUAA